AUGGGUUCUUGCACUGCCAGCCCGACUCUGCUGAAGACGUGGUUUUCCUGGGUGCGCGGCGUGUUGCGUCUAACGAGCGUGUCAGUCGCCAUCCUCGCACUGUAUCUGGAGAUCAGCCAUCCCGCCACCUCUUCGCUUGUUCUGCUCCGCCUGUCCCGACGUCUGCCGCUUUCCUCGCUCGUCCGCCUGCUCAAGAGGGAGCCUGACCACAUCAAACCGAGUUCCAGCACGCCGGGCGCAAAGACCGGGGACCGCCCAGACUCACCGCUUGGGCCGCCCACGGCGCGGAAACGGUCAAUGACCCUGCAAGAAAACCAAGCCACGCCAUCAGGGGCCAUCCGCCGCCUCCACCGCCUUUCUCGACAAGACUCGGGCGCCUCUGCCAUCUCUCCCUCCUCGACCACCCUCUCCCAUCCUGCACCCCCACCUGCACCCCCACUCCCGCCAUCGAUGCCUUCUCACGCUCGCUCCAAGACGACGUCGCACGCCGACAUCGUCAGACAAGGCAAGCGCCUGUCGCUGCAAUUUCCCAUUCAACCUGCUGCCGGCAGCACUUCACCACUCUUCUCGCCGCGCUCGCGCUCGCGCCCUCAGUCCUGGGUCGCUGCCCCGUCUCCACUCCCCUCGCCCGAGGCCCAACCCUCGUCGCCCGAGACCAACCUCCUCGCCGUCCUUGCCGCGCAGGAACGAUUUGUGCUGGAGCUCAAGGAAGAGCUCGGCAAAGCCGAAGAAGACCUCAAGACGUUGAAGAAGCACUAUGCACUCCACGAGGCCAGCAAACGACGCAACGACGUCCGCAAGCUCGCCCAGCUGCAGCCGCUGAAUACGUCGCUCGCCAACAUCGACGCUGUCCACGACGACGAGGAUGGGAGCAAUCUGUGGAUGCUGCGGGAGAGGGAGCGCAGGAAAGCGCUGCUGAGCAGCACCAAGUCGUCCCAACGCAAGGUCUUCAGCGGAUCACGCCACCUGCGCACCCUCUCGCUCUUGUCGCCGGACAGAGCCUAUGCGCCCUCCUUUCCUCAUCCAGCCGAGGUCUACAGCGAAGACUCGACCAUGAAGCGCCCAACCCCUCCCAUUCGAUCCUCCACAUCCUCUGAUCUAUCAAGGCAACUCAUCGACGUUACAAGCAACGACCGCAGUGACCUCGGCGGCCUGCCCAACAUGCAGCGCGACAACAUCCUGCGCACCGGCAAGCAGCUGGCCAGCGACUUCAGCAACGGCUUGUUUACCUUUAUCGAGGAUAUAAGACAGGCCACCGUGGGCGAUGAAGCUGUCAACGGCGCGGUAGAGCCUUCUGCACCCUUGCAGGGCAGGGAUCCGUCCGCCAACGUGAUCCGAAACACAUCCGCCAGCAGGCCAUCCCUGAACCGGUCGGCAAGCUCCAGGAAGUCUUUGCAAAAGAAACAGUCGAUUGGCGAAGACUUCUGGUCAGAACAUGGUUUGAGUGAACCCAAGACCACCUCCGUGAACAAGAAGACUCACACGCCCAAGUCCACCCGCACCCCCGAAAGGCAAACGGCCAGGAACAGCGACAGCUUCGAAGAAGAGUGGGCUAACUGGGACAGCCCCAGUGCAACUUUCGUUGCCAAGACAACAGAUACCCACCAUGACUCGGACGAGUCAGACACAGCCUCGUCUGCCCUCGGUAGCUCCCAAGCCAGCAGCAAGCACUACGCCAGGCGCCAUGACUCCAAGAACUCGUCGCUCGCUACCAUUAGCUCCGCGAGCAUGCCCGACGACAGUGCAUCACGCGAUCCCAAGCGUAACUCGAUCCCUUGGCCCGACCUGGUCAACCUCUCGCCGUCCAGCCUCAAGCGCACGGCCUCACACCUGAUGAAGGAGUGGGAGAAGCAGCUCACCCCGCCGCCCGAGUCGAGGCUCACGAGCCACUCCCAAGGCGACUACAUUGGUCGCUCGGGAUCGCCCGGCAAUCUUAUUUAA
Molecule: messenger RNA, 1941 nt
Organism: Ascochyta rabiei
Lineage: Eukaryota; Fungi; Ascomycota; Dothideomycetes; Pleosporales; Didymellaceae
Exons: 1
Coding region: 1-1941 (646 amino acids)
Source: RefSeq, a predicted model, not a curated record